Molecule: messenger RNA, 1552 nt
Organism: Mytilus californianus (California mussel)
Lineage: Eukaryota; Metazoa; Mollusca; Bivalvia; Mytilida; Mytilidae
Exons: 3
Coding region: 130-1242 (370 amino acids)
Cellular component (GO): Golgi apparatus
Molecular function (GO): antiporter activity
Source: RefSeq, a predicted model, not a curated record
AGAAAAUAUUCAUUCUACACCCGAGUCUCACGUGCUAACAAGAACACCUGUACAUUUGUUCUAAGUAGUCAACUAGACGAAUACAGUAUAUUUCUCCGUAAAAACAGUGUCGCAGUUUUGCUGGUAUAAAUGAGUGCAAAUCAAGAGAAAAAUGUACUUCAACGCACCUUCAGUAUGGAUGAAGCCCGUGAUUCUAUCAAAGCAGUUGGUUCUGCUGUAUUCUAUGGCACUUGUUCUGUUUCCAUGGCAUUUAUCAACAAAGCUUUGAUGACAACUUACAAGUUUGACUUUCCUGUUUUCAUCAUGGUUGUGCAAAUGGUUUUUACCAUUUUUAUAUUAGAAUUAUUGAGCUGUUUACAACUUAUUCAACUGCCGAAAUACACUCUAAGUCGAGGAAAAACAUUUGCAUUACCAGCAUUGUUUUAUGCACUAAAUUCUGUACUUGGUUUAACUGCUUUGAGUCAUAUGAAUGUAGCGAUGUAUGGUGUACUUAAGAGAUGUGUUCCUCUGGUUACCAUGUUUUUGUCAGUUGUAAUACUCAAACAGGGAUUUCCAUCUAAGAAGACUAUUGCCAGUGUUAUGUGUCUUACUACUGGAUGUAUUGUAGCAGGAUAUGGCGAUUUGCAAUUCAAUUUAGCAGCUUAUACUUGUGGAGGUCUAAGUAACCUGACCCAGUCAUUGUAUCUUCUCCUUGUCCAGAGAUAUAUAGCAAAGGACAUAACUACAGUCGAAACAUUACAACUCAACAGUUUUAAUACUCUACCAUUCCUCCUGUUAUAUUCAAUAAUUAAUAAGGAAAUAUUUGAAGCAGUACAUUACGAAAGAUUAGGAAAUCCUUUAUUUAUUUUUGUUUUCUUUGCUGCAGUCUCUAUGGGAUGUUUGUUGAACUAUUCAUUAUUUCUAUGUACUAGCAUGACAUCAGCUCUGACAACAAGUGUUGUUGGUGGUAUCAAGGCAAUGUUACAGACAUUGUUUGGUUUGUUUACAUUUGGUGGCAUCAGUCACAACAUGGCCACAUAUGUAGGUAUUGGUAUGAACCUUAGUGGUGGCUUGUAUUAUAUUUUUGCAAAAUUCACAGAAGGAAAAUCAAAACACAGAUCUGAAGAAAGUUUGAAGAAAGUUAUAAGUAUAUCUACAGCAGAAGAUUUCAAGAAGUACUCCAAUGGAUCACUGAAAACUUCUGCAAGUACCACUAAAUUGAAACCUAUACCAGAACAGUCUGAUAGUCAUCAAAAUGUGUAAUUAAGUUCAAACCUAAAUUGAUAUUUAAGAUCAUGAAAUAACUGUUUAUGUACAAAAAUGUAAUGUUAGUAUCAUACUGAAAAAUAUUUUUUCUACAAAAUUGUUAAUGAAAUCCUUUUUCCCCUACAAAUCGGGCAAAAUUUAUGAAAUCCAGAUAAAAUUUAUUUGACAUCGCAAAUCUGUAUAUGGGAUUUAGCAAAGAUCUACAUUUUUUAACAUACUUUUGAAUCUCUUUAUUAUUUUGUGUAUGUGAUUUAAACAUCACCUUUUUAUUUGAUUUAUGUUUCUUUUUUAUAAUAAUUCUUUGCAC